This is a messenger RNA of Paramecium sonneborni, 1766 nucleotides long. The record is from the annotation of a GenBank genome assembly. Lineage: Eukaryota; Ciliophora; Oligohymenophorea; Peniculida; Parameciidae.
AAAUGAGCGAUAUGUUUUAAGGAAACAAAAGUGGAGUUUCAUAUGGGAGUCAAUUUGAUGCGUAAAAUGAUUAAUGAAAUAUUGAAUUUUAGUUUAGGUGCAAGUUUCGGUAGAAUUCCUCUACAAGAUAAACAAAGUAUUGGAUCAAAUAAUGGAGGAGGUAGCUUUGCAUAGGUUUCUGUUUCUUUUUUGGUUUAACCAGAUCAAUAUAGAUCAUCAGUAGGUUUGGAGGAAGGAGUAGCACCUAUUUAAAUAUAUGAAUAUUAAGAACCUACAAAUUAGAAAGGAAUAUUUUAUAGAAGUAGUGGAGAUUUUGAAAUGCAAUUCGAAGAGAUUAGAAUGGAUAGAUUAAAUAUUGAUUAACAAUAAAAAGUUGAGGAGGAUGCAUAAUAAUUACAAAAAAAUAGUGAGAGGUCAUCUAAUGAUUUUGAAAUGAAAAUAUGUAAUAUUCUAUAAUUAUUAUAGAAUCUGCAUAAUAAAUUAGUUCAAAUUUUAAACCAGAGAUAAAUUAGAUGAUGAAUUAGAACAUUAUUGAAGAAAAUAAGAAUCUUUUCAAUGUUAAUAUUUCGAAGAGUAUCUAUACAAAUAAAAUAACAUAACUUGUUGAAUAAACAUAAUAGAAAUUGACCUUAUCAUCUAAGAAUUAAACACCUACUCAUCUAUCGUAAUUUAUAAUCAUUGAUCUUAUUAUAGAAAGAGCUAAUAAAAAUUAUAAAGGAAAUCACCAAAUUUAUAAAGAGAUCAUUCAGAUUUAUCAUCAGAUUUUAAUUAACAAAAUAGUAAUGAUCCUAAUUAGGAUCCAAUAUAAUAAAAACUAGCUAAGAAUAGAGAAUCUGCUAGAAAUUCUAGAGCAAGAAAGAAGAUUUAUUAUGAAUUAUUAGAAGUGAAAGCUCAGGAAUUGUAGAAUGAGGUGGACUCAUUAAAAUAAUAGAUUUAAAAUUAAUAGAAAUAUACAGAAAUUUGUAAUAAAUCUUAAGAGAAAGUAAUUAUUUAUUUUUAAGAUUAAUUAGUUUUAAAUGUUUUUAGAAUAAUAAUAAUAAUUAUUUGAUAAACUUGAAACAUAUUUAAUAAAAAAUAAAGAUAAUGUUGAAAUAGGAAUGAUUUUAGAUGCUCUAAGAUAUAGAACCAAUUCAAAUAGUUAAGAAAGAAAUGAUGCAGCAAGGAACUAUUUUGAUUAAAUGGUAGAAGUUUGUCUCCCAAUUCAAACUAGAUACUUGAUUUAUGCAUUAGAACAGAAUAAGGAUUUUUUUGCUUAACAACCAAAGUAUAUUUUUUGAAUUCAAUACCAGUGAUUAUUCUGAUUGGAUGGUUGAUUCUUUUUAGAAGACUGAUAUUAAGCCAGAGCAAAUUGUUAAAGUAAAGAGAAUGAAAACAAAAUUAUAAAGUGUUAGAAAUAAUAUAUCAGAGUAUUAAAUAAAUAAUUUAUAAAAUUAGUUCAAUUCAUAAAAUAAAAGAAUAAUUGAAAUUGAUUUAAAGUGAAGCUUUGAAAGUUGAUUAAAUGUGGGAAUAAUUGAAAGAAUGUUUAUCACCAAUCUAAUUAGGUUCAUGUAUUUUAUCAAUGAGAUAAGUAAUAUUUUUGUAUAUAAAUUAGAAUCAAUACAGAUAAGAAUUAUAAACAUCUUCCUUAUUUGUGUAAUUAAAGAAUUCACAAAUGGUAUUAAUUAUUAAUUUAUUGUUUUAGUCAGAGGAAGAAGAAAUUUAAGUUAAUCAUUAAUAAUUUGCUAUUCCUAAUAAUAGAAAACUAAUAAAAAAAUCAUAAUGCUGAG